AUGGAUCCAGUUACCACUCCUACCGCUCCAAAUUUUGUUGCUAAGAUUAACUCUAUGCAUAUGCUGAGUGGGAUGAACUUUAAGUCUUGGAAAGAAUUUGUGGAGAUCGUUCUUGGAUGCAUGGAUUUAGACUUAUCCUUGAGGGAUGAGCGUCCCACCGCCACUGUUGAGAAUCCAAAUGAAACUAAAAUAGAAAAAUGGGACCGAUCUAACCAAAUGUGCCUCAUGAUGAUCAAAAGAUCCAUACCUGAAAUGAUUAAGGGCUCGGUUGGUGAGAGUGAAAGCGCCAAGAAGUUCUUUGAAACUGUGGAACAAUUCUUUGCUAAAAAUGAUAAGGCUGAGAUAAAUAAUACCUUGUCCAAACUCAUUUCAAUGGUCUAUAAAGGCAAAGGGAACAUAAGGGAGUACAUCAUGGAGAUGUCUAAUCUCGCAUCAGAACUUAAGGCAUUGAAGUUAGAACUUCCUGAUGAUUUGAUUGUGCACUUGGUUUUGAUCUCUCUCCCGGCAUACUUUGGGCAAUUCAAAGUGAGUUACAACACUCAUAAUGGCAAAUGGCCUCUCAAUGAGCUCAUAUCUCACUGUGUGGAGGAGGAAGAAUGCUAA
Molecule: messenger RNA, 603 nt
Organism: Lathyrus oleraceus (garden pea)
Lineage: Eukaryota; Viridiplantae; Streptophyta; Magnoliopsida; Fabales; Fabaceae
Exons: 1
Coding region: 1-603 (200 amino acids)
Source: RefSeq, a predicted model, not a curated record